AUGACCCCUCCAAGCACUUCUGAAGCCUGGCGUGAGAUUGCCAACCAGUUCAUGACAAGGUGGAACUUCCCUCAUAGUUGUGGUGCCCUUGACGGCAAACAUGUUGCCUGCAGAUGCCCUAACUCUUCCGGAUCAACCUACUACAACUACAAGGGAUUCUAUUCUGUGGUGAUUAUGGCCCUAGUGGACGCAGAUUACAAGUUCAUCUGGGCAGAUGUUGGUGGGAAAGUAGCAGCAUCCGACGCACAAAUCUAUAACGGGUCUGAGCUGAAAGAAUGCAUCGAUGAUGGCUCCAUUGGCUUCCCACCAGCUGAACCCCUGCCCAACGACAACGAGGAUGUGCCGUACUACCUAAUCGGUGACGACGCGUUCGCCGUGAGGUCUAACAUGAUGAAGCCGUAUUCGCACCGUGGUAUGGACGACGACGAGAGGAUCUGCGACUACAGGCUGUCAAGGGCACGUCGUGUGGUCGAGAAUGCCUUUGGCAUCCUUGCCAAUAGGUUCCAGGUUCUCCUCACCACUAUGAACCAUGUUCCUGCAGCUGAAUUCACUAUGAAAUUUCCAGCGUUUUGUACCCGUUCGACCGUAAAAAUCACACGCCAGUAA
This is a messenger RNA of Mercenaria mercenaria, 606 nucleotides long. RefSeq names its product putative nuclease HARBI1. The coding region runs from base 1 to 606 and encodes 201 amino acids. The record is from RefSeq and is a predicted model, not a curated record. The transcript is spliced from 2 exons. NCBI's taxonomy places the organism in Eukaryota, Metazoa, Mollusca, Bivalvia, Venerida, Veneridae.